CAUCAGUGUUGUUGACAGAAAACAGGUGAUGAGAGCAGCAGGGGAAGCUGGACGAUCAGCUGCGGCGUAAAUAUACAGUCUAUAACUUUUUUGUAUUAGUGAUCACAUUGAAAUGGCAGAUCAGGAUAUUCUAACAACGCUCAAGAUUCUUAUUAUCGGGGAGAGUGGAGUGGGAAAGUCUAGCUUGUUACUUCGUUUCACAGAUGACACAUUUGAUCCUGAACAAAGUGCAACAAUAGGUGUUGACUUUAAGGUUAAGCCAAUAUCAAUAGAUGGAAACACUGCAAAAUUAGCAAUAUGGGAUACUGCAGGGCAAGAAAGAUUUCGCACGUUAACUCCAAGUUAUUACCGUGGGGCUCAGGGAGUUAUUCUUGUGUAUGAUGUCACCAAGAGGAGCACUUUUGCAAAGUUAGAUAUGUGGCUUAAUGAGCUAGAUACCUAUUCUACCAAAACAGAUGUUGUCAAGAUGUUAGUUGGUAAUAAAAUAGAUAAGGAGAAAAUUGAAGUAAAUAGAGAAGAAGGCCUCAAAUUUGCACGACGUCAUGCUAUGCUGUUCAUUGAAGCUUCUGCCAAAACUAAGGAUGGAGUACAGUGUGCCUUUGAAGAACUUGUUCAAAAGAUCAUCCAAACACCAGGCUUAUGGGAAAUGGACCAAAGAUCACAGGGCGCCUUCAGUGUGUCCAACCAACGCACAGAAGAGGAGGCCUACUGUGGUUACUGCUCUGUUCUCUAGGGUCAUCUGGCAGCCAUGUUUUAGAAGAGUUCCUGGACAGUGUGAGAUGAGCAACUAAACCUUUAUUUUUUGCCUCACUCUUUUUAGUGAGAUUCAGUGGGUUUGAUUGGCAGAUUUCACACACCUCAUAUCUGAGCAAGCAAUGACAUUUUGCUCUGGUUGUUUUAUGAUCAGAGUUCAAUAACAAAUAUUGUUGAGAAAAACCAUGGACAAUAUUUUUUUUCUCUAAGAUGACAUGAAAGCUAUACUGAAUAACAGAUUAAGAUAUAUGUGAUAACAUCAAUAAUGAUACUAAACAGAAUGGAAAAAAUUGAAAUGGAUGUUUGAUAACUAAUAGCAGUUAUUAUAGUUUAGGAAUAGAUAGAAAAAACAUUAGGUAAUUGCUCAGGUUUUGGACAAAUAUUUGUAAUCAAAUUUCAUACUAAAAAUGUAUUCUGCUUGGAAGCUUUUUUUUUUAAUUCUGUAUGAUUUUUAAUAAAAGCAAAUAUAUAAAAAAAAAUUAUCAGAUUGAACUUGUAUUGCAAUACUGUUCUCUUUUAUUAAAUUUCUGAUCAUGAGAAACAGUUAGUUUGAAAUUAAAGUUUUAUUCUACAUCAGAACUUUUUUGCAUAUUACAUUUAAUACAAGUAGAAAGGUAAAAUCUGUUGCAAUUGGUUAUAAAGUAUGUCUCACUUGUUUAAUCGUAGUGCAUAAGGUGACAGAGCAUAUAUAUACAAUAUAAUGUAUACAUAUACAAUACACGGGGUAUUAAUUUCAUUUGUUUAGUAUUGAAUCUUCAUAUUUUCUUGAUUUUACCAGAUCCUCAGUUAUGAUUAAUUUAAGUGUGGCGUUACCCUGCAGUACCAUAAUGUAAUAGAUAAAUAAUAUUGAACAUUGGGUAGUAAAUGACACUCUGUCCAAAAGUAAUCUUCAUUCGAACUCAUUAAGCACAAACGCCAAAUUUUAUGGUGCCAGCAAAAAGUUUGAGGAUCCUUAUUAUGAAAAUACAUUUUUAACGUGGUCAUUCACCUCUUGUUCCCGAGAUUUUGAUGCUCAGUUUUGUUAAGCAAUGCAGUACAGUGGUGGAAACUGGAGGUUAAUUUGGGAGUCUUAUAACUAAUACUGUACUUGCUAUUUAUACAGUACAGUAUACAGUACAGUACAUUUAGUAGUCAUGACAUGUAAGGAUAUUUUCAUAAGAGCCUGGAUAAAAAAUAGAAAUGAGGAGAAGUUUGGCUACAAUAUCAUCCAUUAAAUAUAUGAGGAAAUAGUACAAGUUAAAGUGAUCAGCCACCAUCUUCCUUCCUGUCGUAGUCAUUCUGCACAUGCCAUUCUGUUUUCAUGUAGAAAAAGAGUACGUGAUGUAGGUAUGUAUUAUAUAAGAUUUUGUUGCAUAAAUGAACUUCAAUAAUAUUCAUGAUGGUAGCUUAUUACAAAGUACAACAGCAAGUAUUUUAAGAGGAAAUAUUAAGGUUCUGAAGUGGAAAUAUGUUUGAAACAUGAAUUUUAGGUCUUAGAAAUGCUUUAUGACUCUCAUUGAACCUUUAAAUAGUACUGUACUGUUAACAGGUAUUAUCCAUUUCAGAUGGCUUACAAAAAAUAAUUUUUCAAUGCAUUUUCAUAAUAAUUAACAUUAAUGAUUCUUUUUGCACUGAAUAGGCCAUAUCGUAAAAGCAUGUUGGCAUAUACAGAACUUUUCCCAUAUGAUACAUCAUAACAUUCUCACACCUACACCUGUAAAUGCAAAGGACCAAUAGAAGCAUCUCAGAUAUUUAAAAAAAAAACUUGUACAUGGUAAGGUUUGGGUAUUCCUUGUGUGUGACUCAGUCAUUACUGCAUGUAUUAUAAGGUAUAAAUGUGAGAAAUAACAUGGUUAACAGCUAAGAUAUUCAGUACUGUACAUUACAGGAUAACCCAGCAAAAUUGUGCUUGUAAAUUCACUUUUUUUGGUGUCAUACUAAAAUGCUCCCAGAAUGCCAAAACUGUGACCCCCUCACUUUGUAUCUUGGGCCAAGAAAGAAAUGGUAAAUUCAUGAAGGAAGUGAACACAAGAAUUCUAUAAAAAGAUCUUGACCAAUUUAGGUUAAGUUGAAGUGCAUGAAUUAUAAUGUAAUGCCUUUGACUAUUGUACAUUGUAAUAAAAUCAUUUGCACGCAUUCACCACUGAUUGCAGCUUACAGUAUGUUAUCAUGGUACUGCACAUGAAACUGUUCAUAAAAGUUUGUGUAUUGAAUGUUUUUCACUACAUAUGUAAAAUUAAGUAUAAUAAUAAUAUAACAUGCUGUUACAAAAUGAAGUAAUCAUUGAUUGAAAGAGAAACAUUAGUAACUAAGCAUCCAAGUCUUGGUCAAGCUGACACACUUUAACAGAUAUUUAGCAUCAGGUAAAGCAUCCUCUGUCACUCCCCUUGCAUCACAGUUACACCCUCUCUCACAGAAGUGCAGUGAUAUUGGUGAUUGUUUUGAAAAUACCCUGUAUGGUCACAAGAUAGCAGCAUCAUGUGCCCCUGAACUCAGCAAAUCUGUUUCGAAGAAUGUUGAAGGUAAAGAGUUUAAGAUCAAGUUUUUGGGCUACUGGAAAGUUAAUCAAUCCCCUGAGGACUACUGGCACCUUGUGCAUGUAUGUUGGUAAGUCAGUUAACCAAUAAUUUUUGCUACUUUUUUAUUUAUUUAUUUUUUGUCUUUUAUCUUUUUUGUUCUUUCCAUUCAUAUUUUAGUAUUCAUAGGUUCAAACACAUUAUGGUGCAUUUUAUUAAUAUAUUAUUAUCUGAGAUUUAUUUAUUGGAGGGUUACUUUGGAAUUACAGUACACUUUAUGUAACUUGGGUAGUUUGUAAGGCUUUUAGUAAUUCCAUUGUUGUGAUUUUGUGUUUUUGCAAGGGGUUACAAUUACUUUGCAUAAAUGCAAUUUUGCCUGAUUUUACUGUGUAUAUACAAGGGAAAUUAUUUAAGUAGAAAUUUUGAUAAAUGGGAGAUAUUAGUCCAUAUACAGUAUAAUAUUAAAAUGAGAACUAAAUAACAAAGUGAGGUUUGGAGCAAGAAAUCUAAAUUUUAUUAAAAAAAAAUUUAGUCUGCCUUUUCUUUUGUAAUGCUGCCCAUUAGCAGUUAAAGCCAACUAAUCUGCUAUUUUCCAGUUUGUAAUAUCUGUUCACAUCAUCUCUGUCACUGGGUUAUGUCCUCCCAUGUAAGAAAGGUCAGAUUAGUGUACGGGUGUUGAUUUGACUUCAACCAGCUGUAUAUACUCUAGAGUGAAUAAUGCCAAAGGGGUUAAAGCAAGGUGUUACAAUAUGGUAAUUGCAGAACAUGACUAGCAGAACUCUGAGCUAUUUGAAACCAGUAUCAUAAAUUCAUUACUUUCUUAGAUCAUAUGUCAUAGCAAUCAGAUUUCAUAAUGGGAGUGCCAUAAUAUAGUCCUGUGUUUCAGAAUAUACAUCUAAAACAGUAUUAAUAAGGCAAUGGGAUGUAGACCAGAGAUCAUCAGUUUUAUUGUCAUCAGAAUUUUGUAUGGAUACACUACACUACCAUUACUUUUUGGGUAUUCAAAAUUAUGCUUCUCUGUAAAUUGCACAAAUUAACCUGGCUGAAGACAAAUCUUUGCAUAGGUUACACAUACAAAUUGGGAACAUUGAAUGUAAAACGAUAUUCAAAUUAUAGACUUUCCUUUAAAUGUUUUCGUCAGUCGUAUCUUUAAUAUACAGUAGUUCAGAUAUAUUGCAAGUCUCUGAAAUUCUUGGGUAGAAAACACAACUGGGAACUUUAGUUAACCUAAUAAAAGCUUUAAUAUGUAUUUGUCUGUAAAUGAUAAAAAUGAAAGAAAAAAAGGUGCUUUUAAACAUGCAGAACAUGUGGUUAGGGUUAUAAUAGAAUGUAGUAGUCUUAGCUUUUAAUUUUUUCUUUUGUACGAGAGUAUUUGUAGUUAGUAGUAUUAAAUAUAUGUGUCAUCUGGACAUUUUUAUUUUUUGCAUCAAAAUGUGAAAGUCAAUAUAAGUAAAAUAGACAGGAUGGCUCUCUAAAGCAGUGAUUCCCAAACUAUAUCAUAUGACAUCCCCCUUUUGCUUUUUACCAAAGCUUCAUGCUCCCUCCCCCAUUUUUUAGAAUAAAUUUAAUCAAGUUUUAAUCGGUUUUACACCUUGUACUCUUAUUUAUAUUACUUUCAGGAUCAACUAACGUGUAAUUAUGUUAUCCAUGUAUCUCUUGCAUAUGGAGAAGAUCGAAAUAUACAGUACUAAAAAAAAUUAAA
Molecule: messenger RNA, 4950 nt
Organism: Homarus americanus (American lobster)
Lineage: Eukaryota; Metazoa; Arthropoda; Malacostraca; Decapoda; Nephropidae
Product: ras-related protein Rab-18-like
Exons: 5
Coding region: 113-733 (206 amino acids)
Molecular function (GO): GTPase activity; GTP binding
Source: RefSeq, a predicted model, not a curated record